AUGGGAGAUGCUGAAGCAGGCAAGAAGAUCUUCGUUCAGAAAUGUGCUCAGUGCCACACAGUGGAAAAAGGAGGAAAACACAAGACAGGUCCCAAUCUCUGGGGACUUUUUGGCCGAAAGACAGGCCAAGCCCCAGGAUUUUCCUACACUGACGCAAACAAGAACAAAGGUAUUAUCUGGACAGAAGCAAGUUUGAUGGAAUAUUUGGAGAACCCAAAGAAAUUCAUCCCUGGUACAAAGAUGAUCUUUGCUGGCAUAAAAAAGAAGAGCGAGAGAGAAGACCUUAUUCAGUAUUUGAAACGGGCCACAUCCUCAUGA
Onychomys torridus (southern grasshopper mouse) is the source of this 318-nucleotide messenger RNA. RefSeq names its product cytochrome c, testis-specific. Bases 1 to 318 code for a protein of 105 amino acids. Gene Ontology annotation, biological process: mitochondrial electron transport, cytochrome c to oxygen; mitochondrial electron transport, ubiquinol to cytochrome c. Gene Ontology annotation, cellular component: mitochondrial intermembrane space. The record is from RefSeq and is a predicted model, not a curated record. Gene Ontology annotation, molecular function: electron transfer activity; heme binding. The transcript is spliced from 2 exons. NCBI's taxonomy places the organism in Eukaryota, Metazoa, Chordata, Mammalia, Rodentia, Cricetidae.